Molecule: messenger RNA, 4001 nt
Organism: Leptopilina boulardi
Lineage: Eukaryota; Metazoa; Arthropoda; Insecta; Hymenoptera; Figitidae
Product: kinesin-related protein 4-like
Exons: 2
Coding region: 496-2880 (794 amino acids)
Source: RefSeq, a predicted model, not a curated record
GAGUUGAAUACGGAGCAGACAACAGCCAGCAUUCGUCAGUUGCGUUCUGACCGUCGCACUGUACAGUUGGGUUACACGAGACGCUCCUUCAAAUAAUAAAAGCACGCGUGAAAGAGAAUCAUUUUUGGCGGUUAACAGCAAAGUCUAUUCAAAUGAAAAGUUAAACUAUGUGAUACGGAAUAGCCGGUCAAGGACAACUUUUCCUUCCCCAUUUUAUUUUAAAAAACCGGCGUGUUCUCAGAAGUCUAUGUGUGUGUGUAGUGGGGGGAUUUCUUACAUUCAAAAUCGACACUCGCUGCACUUCUUUUGUGUUUUGGAUUUCACUGAGUCAACAUUGAAACAUUUCCACAUACGAGCACAUUCUUUCUCUCAUUUCUUCCUUUUUUAUUUUACAUUUGUUGUAACACUAUACACUUUUUUUGUUGGCUGAUGGCGGAACUCCUUUCCAAAAUUACUGGCGCUAUCAAAUUUUCUUGAGAAUUCAAAAAGCUCAUCAUGCUGUCCCGUAAAGGGUUAAACUACCACGAUGAUGAUGAUGAUGAUGAUGAUGAUGAUGCUGACAGUGGAGUACCCUCGAGUCCAUUUAGCAUAACACAGGCGGACUUUUUGGAAUAUCUUCAAUUAGGAUUGACCAAGAAACAAAUUCGAAUUAGAUCCUGCUCAGUCAUGAUUCUUGGUAGUAAAUGUUCAAUUUGCAAACGUGAAUUCAAAUGUGUCACUGAUACCCGUAAACACAUGAAGAAGAAGCACAAAUAUCUUAAGCGAAAAUCAGACGAUAAAUUGGUUCGAAUUAAGUUGAAAAUGGGUAAAGAGACAUUUUGUGAUAAUACAAUCAGUAAAAAAUUUCUUCUGACACCCGAACGAGGAUCUAAGUCAAUUCCUGCUGUCAGUUCAAGUGAUUCCCAACCCUUGCAAGUUAGUUAUACUCAUUGUCCACCUGUGAAACCCUCAAAGAGUGUUAAUCAAAAUUUACUGGCUAAACUUUCCGUACCACUGUCGGUGGCUUUGUGUGAUAUCAAUUCUUUGGAUCAGAAUGCAAAAUUCAAAAAUGGCCGCGUCUACAAAGAACGAAAUACGGACUCAACUAGUUUAACUGCUUCUUCUGAUUCAAUUCCUGAUAAUGCUUUAAUCAUCGAAGACUGUGAUUCGGAUGCGACUUGGGAUUUAAAUUCCGGAUCAGCUAGUGACUCGGAAAAUACAGUGGUUUAUGUCAGUGAUGUAGAAGUGGACCUCAGUGAGUUUUACGAGGAUGUGAAGCCUCCAAAAAAUUUGGAUAGUGAUAUUGAAGACGCGGAAACGGUAGUAAUGCCAAAUGAUGCCGGAGACGAUACGCUUGACAAUAAACUUGCAGAUUUAGAUGAUAUCACUCCAGAGGAUCUAGAAGCAUUGGGCAAGACCUGCGAGGAUAUGGAUAUGGCAGAUAUAUACACUGAAUUCGGAAUGACGGAUGGAUUUGUUAAUUUAGAAGAUUUUUGUCAAUCUCUCGAGAGGAUAGAGACCAAUCCAAACGUCGUCGAAAAAGAUUUGGAAAACAAUCAAAGGAGUCUUAUUAAUCAAGAAGAAUCCAGUAGAAAGAGAAGACACGAGACAGAAAUGAUUCAGACAGAUGUAAGUCAAGCGAAAACAGUCCGAAAGAGUUCGGAAUUGGAAAUUAGCCAAAGUGAUCAAAAGGAACGGGAAGCGUCUCGAAAAAGUGGAACAAAAAAAACGGAGAACGUGAUAAAAUUAGUGAACGAAGUGGCGGAAAUAUUAAAAGAAAUUUCCGAGGCUGAAUGUGGUCGUAAAAAUACCAAAAAAAUUGAGACUAGUCAGCGAUAUUCAAAGGGAACGGAAAAUGAUGAAAGUAAUCGAAGAUGCUCGAAGGAUGCCGAAAAUAGCCGAAGAGACUCAAAGGAGUCCGAAACCAUCCGAAGACGCUCGAAGAACACCGGAACUAAACGAAAAAGCUCGAGAGAUGCCGACACCAACCGAAAAAACUUAAAGGACACCGCAAUCACCCAUAAUGAAUCAAAGGACGCCCGAACCACCCGCAAAGACUCAAAAGAAGACGAAACCACCCGAAGACACUUACAGGAAGGAAAACCUACCAGAAAAAGUUCUAAGGACAAAAAGAUUGUCGGCAUAAAACUAAAGAAAUUAAAAACCACUCAACAGUAUUCACCUCCAAUUCAAGAUAAUUUAUGGCAGGCAGAAACAAUUUCAACACCAUCAGAAAAUUCAGAAAUGAUUUCUAAUCAAUUGGCAAAUAUUGAGGUACUUUUAAAUUAUCCUAGAAUCGUUGAAACAUUUUCUCAAAGUGUUAACAAUAAUUCAGAAACCAAUCAACAAAUUCUAAUGGAGAAAAAUCAAGAUCUUAACCUACAUGAUCAUUCGGAGAUAUCUGAUGAUGAUUUAGAUGGAAUGCGAAUUGGCUGCAGAAGUUUUGAAGAUUUGGAAAAGGUGAAACAACGUUUGGAGGCGGGGGAUAAUAAUUUUAUCGAUAUCACGGAAUUGGAUAAUGUCAACGAUUGCCUGGAAUCAUCGGAGGUGACAUUUUCAUUGGCUAUUGAAAAUGUUGGUAAUAAAAUGAAGGAAGACGAGGAUGUCAUCAUUAUUGAUGACGAUGAUGAUGAUGAUGAUGAAAAUAAUGAUGCAGGACAUUCACAGCCGCAAUUGGAAGAGUUUUUAAGAGCUGCAGUUUUGAAAUAUAUACAGAAAUGUAAUGCAAAUUCAAGCUCUCUUUGUGAACCUAAUAAUAAUAAAAACAAUAAUAACUUGAAAAAUGGAAUAACAAAUCAAAAGAAUUCUUCGAAACUUAAUUAUCAUUUAAAAAAAGCACUAAUGAAACUGGGUAUAACCAUCACAUCACCUCCUUCAUUAAUCAAAGAAGAGAAUAAUUAAUUUAAAAAAAAAAAUUUUAAUUCAUUCUUUAAACGUUAUAAACUUUUAAACUGCUAUAAAGAUCUCAGAAAGCUUUCUAUAUAUAUUUUUUAUUUAUUUUUUUUAAGUUACACUUAACCUGAAAAAUUUAAUAGAAAAUAGUAAAAUGUUAUACAACAUUGAUCAUUAAAUAUUUAUAACUAAAAAUAUCUAACAAUGUGAAACAGCUUUUCCGGUCUGUUAGACCGAGAAAGCGAUAAACGUGUUAUUUUUACCACUUAGCAGUUUGAAGGUUUAAAAAAACGUCUAAAGUUUGUAUUUUUUCUGAAAAAUUAUUAAAAUUCUUUUUUUUAAAAGAUGUAAACAGUAAUUUAAAAAAAAAAUUAUUUUUUGCAUUUGUAGUAUUUAUAAUUACGAACGCAUUGUAUCUCGAAGCAAAAAACACCAAAGUAAUAGUGUUAAUUUUUUAGUUUGUUCUUUUUUAUUUAUCUCUUUUUAAAGAAUUAUCAUCUGAAAAUAUGGAAUUUUUAUUUUUUUAUAAUGAAAAAAAAAUUAAUGAGUUUUAUUUUUUAAAAGUUUAUUUCAUUUUUUUUUAGUGUUUUAAUAUCAAAGCACUUGCGACAUUUUUUUUCAUUUUACUUUUAUUCGGCAAAAGAAAAUUAUGUGCAAUGAGAUAAUUCUGUAUUUUGUUAGCGAAGGAAAAGAAUGUUUAGAUUACAUUGGAACCCCUAAAAUAUCAAUGUAUGUGUAAAGUAAAGUAGCGAAUGUCGACGGAAAAUUAUAUAUUUUGUAAAAAGUAAAGAAAAAUUGAAUGAAAAACUUAAUGUUACGCUCCUGACUCUCUCCCCCUUCUUCUAUUAUAUCUGCUCCGCCAUCAAAAUUUUGUCUAAAGUUGUGAGGUUCUAGUGUAUUAUUCGUUAAGUUUAAAUUUUUCAAUUUAUGCUUUUAAAUUGUAUUGUUUUAAAUACAGUUUUUGUAUUAGAUAUCAUGCGAAAUUAGUGAUAAUAAUAUUAUUAUUGGAGUUUAGGCUGUAAAUUUUUUUUUAUAAUUGUACAGUUAUUCUUAAGAAAAUUAAAAAUGUCAAAAUAUGUUUUCUAUAUUAGUUACCAUUUUAGUAAAUUAAAAAUUUUUCUUUUAAACCA